This is a messenger RNA of Colossoma macropomum (tambaqui), 2207 nucleotides long. It is a transcript of the gene lpar5a, whose product is annotated as lysophosphatidic acid receptor 5a. Gene Ontology annotation, cellular component: membrane. Bases 80 to 1075 code for a protein of 331 amino acids. Lineage: Eukaryota; Metazoa; Chordata; Actinopteri; Characiformes; Serrasalmidae. Gene Ontology annotation, molecular function: G protein-coupled receptor activity. The record is from RefSeq and is a predicted model, not a curated record. The transcript has a single exon. Gene Ontology annotation, biological process: behavioral response to pain; G protein-coupled receptor signaling pathway.
CGACAACUGCAAGUCAUAUCCGUACACCCCGCACCUUGUGUUUCUCUGGUUUCUCGGUCGUUGAAGACUAUCUUUGCAGAUGUCUCUUAACGAGUCCGACAGCAGCAACUGCAACCUGACUCAUUUUAGGUACCCUCUCUUCAAAAUCACCUACAGCCUAGUGCUGGCUCUGGGGCUUCCUCUCAAUGCUGUCGCUCUCUGGAUGUUUGUACGCCGACUUGGCCUGAGGAAAUCAGUCACCGUCAUCUACAUGACCAACCUAGCCCUGUCUGACCUGCUCUUCACACUCUCCUUGCCUUUACGCAUUGCCUACUUCUCCACGGGAAGCUGGACACUGGGAGAUGUGGCUUGCAUGAUCCCAGGAACGCUCUUCUCCGUCAACCUCUACUCCAGCUCCUUCUUCAUCAUGUUGGUCAGUGUGGAUCGCAUGCUGGCUGUGGUGUACCCACUGCGCUCUCGUCCUGUCCGUACCACCACCGUGGCCUGGUCCACCUGCCUGACCGUGUGGCUGGUCAUCGGUGCGCUGGCCGUGCCCGUGGCCCUCAACCACCGGGCCAACAAUGACAUGAAAUGCAAGGUGUUUCGCUGCUUUGAGCACUAUAGUGAUCAGAACUGGCGCUUUGGCUUCAUCAUUCUUUGCAUCGUAACCGCUGUAGGGAUUGUUCUGCCAUUCUGCAUCAUCCUGGGCUGCACCGUGAUGGUUAUCCGGCAGCUAUGGGGCAUGGCGGCGGCUUCUUCGGCAUCCUGCUCUUCCCCUGAGGUCAGCAUCAAAAUGGUAUGGCUUCUUCUGUCCAACCUGCUGAUUUACGCUAUCUGCUUCAUCCCCUUCCACGUUGUCUUCAUUCUCUAUGGCCUUUACAAGUUGGAGCUCCUGCAGUACAAUUUCUUGGACAUACAAACGGUGACCAUGUGCCUGGCCAGUACAAACAGCUGCCUUGACCCACUCGUCUACUACUUUAGCACCAAAAGCCUGCAGAGGAAGAACUCAUGUGAUUUGCAGAAAACAAAAGAAAAGAAGACAUCUCAUUCCUAUGACUCUGUUCCACUGAGAGGAUUCCAAGAAUUUUCAAUGUGAUGUGAUAACUUCUGUUCGCAUAGGGCUCAAUGCCAGUGGGAGGUUUCAGAAGAUAAGUUACAAGGUUCAUCAUGUCAUGGAAGUACAAAACAAGAAGCUUUUCAUUCAACUUUAUUGCCACUCAAAGGGAUUUAGGUUUGCAGCUAAGAACACUUGAACAGUCUACAUCAGCAACAUCAUCACAUAAUACAACACACCUACGCAAGGCCAUCAAGUGUAAAUACUCUCUUUUUGUAUUUAGGAUCACUGUGUACAGCAGGUUGAAUGCCAAUGACUGCAGACACGAAGGAUCAAAGUAUACUUUCUGACUGUGUCAUUUGCAAACCCAGGAUUACACAGGGGUUCAUAGUGGUUGACUCAGUUUCAGGUAAAUUAAAUAUAUUUUAAAGCGUUUAGAAGCUAAGUAAGUUGUGUUAGAGCAGGAAAUACAUGUAUUGGGGUCAAGCUAGUGCACAUCACCUUAGCACUGAAAAAAGUAAUAUUGGCUUUAGCACUGAAAAAGUAAUAUUGACUUUAGCACUGAAAAAAGUAAUAUUGGCUUUAGCACUGAAAAAAGUAAUAUUGACUUUAGCACUGAAAAAAGUAAUAUUGGCUUUAGCACUGAAAAAAGUAAUAUUGGCUUUAGCACUGAAAAAAGUAAUAUUGACUUUUCUUUUAUUUGAAAUUUCUACAGGAAUUUGCAAAGACUUCCACAGACUAGAACAUUUAAUUUUUUUGUAUAUCUAAAAAAUAUUUCCUGUUAACCAUCAACUGGAUUUUAAAAAGAUGUAUUCAUGGGAGUCAAACUAAGGACUGCGAAAAUGAAUAUUUUCCCUGCUCUAUGUGGUCAGUUUAAUUCAUGAUGGGCUCAGCAAUUGGCUGAUGAGUUGAUUCCGUUGUGUUGAAUUAGGGAAAACACUAAACUCCAUAGUGUCCCCUGGAGUGACUGGUGGCAAGACAUACAGUAUAAAGAUAUCUUUCUGGUGGUUGACUCUGGAUCAUGAUGCAACAAACAAAGCGGUUAAAAACCACAAAGCUUGAGAAAGUUUCCUAUGUUGAGAAUGUACAUGCAGUUAUUUUUAGGGGUCCAAGCACGCUGCCUAAAACUCUUUCCUUUGCAUCAUUUAGUUUCUCCGCACUUGCUUUAAUUAUU